Molecule: messenger RNA, 1131 nt
Organism: Adineta ricciae
Lineage: Eukaryota; Metazoa; Rotifera; Eurotatoria; Adinetida; Adinetidae
Source: the annotation of a GenBank genome assembly
AUGGUUUCGUUUUUUAAUUCGAAAAACUUAUGGGAGCCCGAUAGACUUGUGUGCAAAUCAGGUCGUGUAGAUAUUUUCAUACAAAAUCGACCGAUCGUUUGGAGUCGAACAUGUGCAGAUUGGUAUUCAAACUUGAUCUCCGCCAAAUGGAUAUCGGUACUAUCGUUGAUCAUGGCUGUGUUUCUCAUUAGUUGGACGUUGUUUGCUUUGAUUUGGUAUGUCAUCGCAUUUUAUAAUGGAGAUUUUCGUCCCGAUCAUCUUCGUCCAAAUACAGAUCAUCGGCCAUGUUUAGUUAAUGUUGGAAAUAGUUUUCUUGCUUUUUUUCUCUUUUCGUUAGAAACUCAACAUACGAUUGGUUACGGUUAUCGACAUGUUAAUGAUGAAUGUAAAGCCGGAGUCAUUCUAUUGAUGAUUCAAUCAGCUUGUGGUGCUCUGAUAACAAUCUAUGUCGGUGGUAUUGUUUUUAAUAAAUUAGCUCGACCGAAACAACGAAUGAAAGUCUUAACAUUCAGUGAACGAGCUGUCGUUGCUCCACGUGACGGACAACUAUGCUUUAUGUUCAAAGUUGGAAGUAAUAUUGUUACUCAACUGACACGGCCAGCUAUUCGAGUGAUUUAUUAUAAGUUACAACCGACAGCAACUGGUGAUGUGAUUCCAGUUGAAAAUUUCGACAUGGCUGUACAUCCAUCGAAUACAAAUCUAAUGCUCCUCUGUCCGUUAGUAAUCGAACAUAAGAUUGAUCAAUCUUCGCCAUUGUAUCCAAUAUCACCGUUGAAACUUUAUAAUUCCGAAGGGAAUGGUACGGAUGCGUUUGAGAUUGUCGUUUUAAUUGAAGGAACAAUGGAAUCGACAGGAGAUGCAUGCCAGUAUCGAACAAGUUAUAAACCACGAGAAAUCCUGUGGGGUUUUCGCUUUAAACAAACAAGUUUUGUACUCAGCGAUGGCAAAGUCAAUUUUGAUAUGACAUCCUUCGAAGAAUUCGAACCAGUCAAUAUGGAUAUAUAUACUGGCAAAGGGAGAGGGCCGAAACUAUUUGCGCCCGUACUAUCAGAUAAAAUUCAUCGCCGACGACGACGAAAAAGAAAAUCGACUAUCGUUGAAAAUGAUGCGCCCGUACGCGUUAAUGCUUAA